Messenger RNA from Xyrauchen texanus (razorback sucker), 2423 nucleotides. RefSeq names its product glucose-6-phosphate exchanger SLC37A4-like. Gene Ontology annotation, molecular function: glucose 6-phosphate:phosphate antiporter activity. The transcript has 10 exons. The coding region runs from base 406 to 1767 and encodes 453 amino acids. Lineage: Eukaryota; Metazoa; Chordata; Actinopteri; Cypriniformes; Catostomidae. Gene Ontology annotation, cellular component: endoplasmic reticulum membrane. The record is from RefSeq and is a predicted model, not a curated record. Gene Ontology annotation, biological process: phosphate ion transmembrane transport; glucose-6-phosphate transport.
GGAAGGAGUUCCUGCAACGGCGUGAAUUCUGAACGAGCCCGGACUGAUUGAGGUACAGCAGUGAAUGCUGAAUGGAGAGAGGCUGCUUACCACCCAUGCACAGACAGAAUGAAGGCACCUGGAGUGGAGCUAAGAAGAUGUGGAUCCUAUCUUAGAAGGCUGAUGAAAUUAAUCAGAUCUUUGGAUCAUAUUUGAAAAGAUUGAGUUUGUAAUGUUUAAUUGGGAGAAGGUUGGUUAUUAGAGCUGAAAGUUUUCCAGACUAUUGGAUCUACUUUCAGCAUUUUAAAAAUCACAAGUGUCUGUGUCACUGGCUGUUGGAUCUUGGAUUUCUUUUCUGCUCAGUUUUCUUUCAUUUUAUUAUUAUUAUUUUUAAAUAUAUUUAUUCGUCAUCUCAUUGGUGCAAUCAUGGGAGCAACUGGUUAUGGAUAUUAUCGCACCGUUAUAUUCAUCUCAAUGUUUGUGGGAUACAUGCUGUAUUACUUCAACCGGAAGACUUUCUCCUUUCUGAUGCCAUCAGUCAUGGGUGAAAUUGACCUGGAUAAAGAAGAGCUUGGUCUGAUAAUCAGCAGUCAGACUCUGGCCUACGCUAUCAGUAAGUUUAUCAGCGGAGUGCUUUCGGAUCAAAUCAGUGCUCGCUGGCUCUUCUCCAUUGGGCUUUUCAUCGUGGGCAUCAUAAAUAUCUUCUUUUCCUGGUCGACUACUGUCAUGAUGUUUACCGUGCUUUGGUUCGUGAAUGGGUUUGGUCAGGGUUUCGGCUGGCCACCAUGUGGAAAAGUGCUUCGGAAGUGGUUUGAACCAUCUCAGUUUGGGACAUGGUGGGCCAUCCUGUGCUGCAGUAUGAACCUGGCAGGUAGUUUGGGACCCAUCAUCACUACAGUGUUUGUUCAGUACUAUAACUGGAGAAUCAUCAUGUCCAUGUCUGGAAUCAUCUGCAUGGUCAUCGCUGUCAUUUGCCUUCUGCUGGUGAAGAAUGAGCCCAGUGAUGUUGGGCUUCCCAGCAUUGAUCCUAGAGCUAAAAAUGGCACAGGAAAGAAGGAAGUUCCUAAUGAUGAAAGCACCUUGAAAGAGUUCCUGCUGUCUCCCUACCUUUGGGUGCUGUCUGCAGGCUACCUGGUUGUGUUUGGGGUGAAAAUCGCCUGCACUGAUUGGGGUCAACUCUUUCUCAUGCAGGAGAAAGGCCAGUCUGCAAUGAUGGGCAGUUCAUACAUGAGUGCACUGGAAGUUGGUGGGUUCUUUGGCAGCAUUGGAGCUGGUUAUCUUUCUGACAGGGCUGUUGCGAGGCAAGGGCUGGGUAUAUAUGGUAGCCCUCGUCAUGGGCUGCUGCUGAUGAUGAUGGCAGGCAUGGCUGUGUCUAUGUACCUCUUUCGGGUCACUAUCACGCCAGAGACACCAGAGGAAGCACCGCUGUGGGUUUUGGCUCUCCAUCCACUUUCAGUUCUCACUGGCGUGUCAGAGAAGGAGCUUUGGAUUUUGAUUCUUGGUGCUGCAUUUGGAUUUUCCUCGUACGGACCAAUCGCCUUGUUUGGGGUGAUUGCGAGUGAGAGUGCCCCCUCCAAUUUUUGUGGAACAUCCCAUGCCAUAGUAGCUCUGAUGGCAAAUGUUGGUGCUUUUAUUGCUGGUCUGCCGUUCAGCACCAUUGCAAAACACUACAGCUGGGACACGGCAUUCUGGAUAGCAGAGGUCUCCUGCGCUGCAAUAACUGUUUGUUUCUUCUUUGUGCGAAACAUGCGCACUAAAAUGGGCCAUGUACCUAAAAAGAUGGACUAAUCCUCUGAAAAUGAACCUAUCAGAGAGCUCUGCAAAUGUGACAGCAUGCUGCCAAUCAGAGACCAUCAGGACAUCUGUUCCAAAAGAAUGGCUCCAUGGUUUUAAUGUCAGUGUUACUUAUUUUUACUUGCACUCCUUCAGUAAGAUCACCUUCAGUAUCACAUUAUAGCACAUUUCUUUCCGCAGAAAUAACAGUCCACUGACAUUUCAGCUAGAGAUGGCUCAACAAUACAUCUUUCAAAAGAACAAAGCUUGUACUGUUUUAUAAAAUAGGAAUGUUUACGCACAAGGUCUGGAGAGUUUAGUUUUUUGUGUGCAAUAACUUAAAUUAUAUCACAUGAAUGUUAAUGUUUCUUUAACACAGAGGUUUUAAUUAGCAUUUGUAUUUACAUGCCACUAGUUGGGUAUGCCUCUUUGUUAUUUGUGUAACCGCUUUUCUAGAACUUACAAAUGAUUACUUGCCAAUCAUUUUGCACUUUAAAAAUCUGUACUGAUGCCACUUACCACUUCAAGGAAUUUAAUGAUUAAAUAUGUUACUAGUUAUGACUAGUAAUUUCAUGUACUCAGCAGUAUCCUUUAUGCUGUGUAACAGUGUGAACAUUAAUUAAAAUUUGAUUAUCCGUAACAACAGAAUUAUUUUAAACACUGUAGUUCUC